This is a messenger RNA of Homarus americanus (American lobster), 2846 nucleotides long. RefSeq lists its product as uncharacterized. NCBI's taxonomy places the organism in Eukaryota, Metazoa, Arthropoda, Malacostraca, Decapoda, Nephropidae. The record is from RefSeq and is a predicted model, not a curated record.
AUGAGAGGGAUAGAGACCUCCGGCCCUACAAGAUGUUCAACACCUCCCUCAGACAACUUCACCAACAACUCCUCCGUCAGCGCUGGCUCUCUCAAGAAUGGCAUAGGCCUCGCAUGGGCAGUGUCCGGGGGCGGCGGCAGGAACGUGGGUGGCGUGAGUAUGGGAAUGGAAGUGGGCCUCGGACCAGGGACGAUCAACAUGACCAAUGUCCUCGACUUCUUACUGACGUCAGCUCAGUUACACCGAGUCGCAGAGGCCACCACAGAGAAGGAUGGUUUGCUUGACUCAAUCCUACCCUACAUGGUCUCCUCUCUCAACUUGGGCGGCACACCCACCCUCACGCCCACCCAACCUGCCCCCAAUCGCUCCCGCACACCCACGCCCACACCCAAGAUCUCCUCCUCCUCCUCCAGUAAGGGCGGGGCGCUGGGGGUGUCCUCCGCCAACCACAGCAAGUCCCCCGCGAGAGACAGCCUGGCCAGGGACCCAUCAAGAAGGACCCCCACACCCACCACUACCUCCACCCUUGCUACCCCAGUCCUUAAGGAAGACUCUCGUCCUCCCAUGGCGCCUUCGGUCUUCAGGGGCGUGCCAGACAGGAGCCCCGGUAUAGUGAUCCACGUAUGUGACGAGGCCAGAGGACUCCGCCAGGACUUCACCUGCCAGGACCUUCUCAUCCACCACAUAGGAUACUUCGCUGACGUCACAGCAGGCCAGCGACUCGAAGACGUGGACAUAUCCGUUCACUGUGACGUCAGCAUCUUCGAAUGGCUCUUACGCUGGGUCAAGAAAGGUCAAACUGAGGACCACGUCGCCCCUGUCCUAGUGCCUAAGACGGCUGUAUCCAUCCUCAUCUCUGCGGACUUCCUCAAGAUGGCGCCCCUGGUGGAGGAGGUCCUGCAGUACGUCCACGACAACAUCAACCUCAUCCUCGAGGCCCAAGUUAACCUCAACUGUCUCUCGGACGUCAUACUCGCCAGGUUGGCGCGGGUGUUCACACACUGGGAGCUGGAGGGGCUCAGGGACCGCCGGGACAGGAUACAAAACAAAUUGUACGCUCGUUUCCUCCAAACACUCUGUGACGUCACGCCAGCCCCCUCCCGCGGGAUCUUCAAGACGGCCGCGACGCUCUUCAAAUGUAGUGAAUGUGGUGAGCUGGUGAGUAAAGGUGUGGAUCGUCUGGUGACUUGUGUCCCUGCCAACACCUCCGUCACCGCCUCUGGCCACGUCUACUACACCCACUCCAGAGACGCCAGUUGGAGCCUGACGGAACAUGUGCGACAGUUGAAAACAGACCUCAAGACAUGGAGGCUCGUAUACUGGAGACUCUGGGGACAGGUCCACUUCUUGCCAUGUUCGACGUGUGGUGCAGUCUUCCCAGGAUAUGAGAUGCGACUUUGUAGGACCCAUCGCCUGGACGCGUCAUCUUGCGACCUGGAAGUCCUCCUCUCAAGCGAUGUGUACCCGUGUUGCGGCGCCCGAGCCCUUAGGUUCUCCCCGCUCCCCGUCAGAAAUGGGUGCCAGGUGACGGAUCACACGGUACAGCUGAGCCAGGGCGGGGACGAGGAGACGUGGGGCCCCAUCCCUCUUAUCUACGAUGAUCUCCUCACCUUCCAGCUCCUUGUAUGUCUUGAUCCCCCACAACACCUCAGUCCCUCCCACAAGUGUGUGUUGUGGGCGGGGGUUCCCCUCGUGCCUGCCAUCAAGGGGGAAAAAAGCUUCCUAGACCGUUCCUGGCUUGCCCACUACUUACACGGUGAACGUGACACACACCCGAGCAUCCGCGUGGGGGUGAGCGAGGGUGGGACUCCUGCCACUAAUAUGGGGGCGCCCUCCGUCAGUGUCGGCGCCAGCAGCGAGAGUUCGUCGGACGAGGAGGAGGGAGGAGGAGGCCGCUCUACCCUCACUUCGCGUUUUAAAGCCAACCUCGUGCGACGGGCUGCCCGCGCCAGACGCACCAUCGCCUGCGAGGUGAUGGCGGAGCCCAGCCUACGGUGGGACGCUGGUCGGUCUACCCGCCACAACCAGGAUGCCCAGCGGGAACGAGAAACUCGUGCCCUGCGAGAUCUCACCUCCUGGCUCACACUUGCCGCCCCCAACACCCACGACACCGCCCAUGGCUCUCACAAGAGCCACCGCGGGCGUCCCGACCGACGGAGGGAGUGUGCAAAUGGCCCCGACCCAGGGUGCUACUACAGGCUGGAGGCCGAGUUUAGAGAACGUUACGGAGGACACUCACACGGCAACGGCACAGGAGGAGGCGGUACUUUCCGGGCCAAGGUGCAGGCCAUCUCCAGGAUCAAGAUGAGGCUUAGACAUCGUGCAGCUUUCUCAGCAUCUCGCUAAUUAUGGAGCCCGUAGAGGCGAUCGUCUUUACUCAGGUCUCGUCUACACAUAUUAGGAUUACUCGUCCUAGGAUAUGGAAGAGGAGAGAGUAUUGUUGUCAUGUUCUGUGUUUGUGCAUGUACUGUAUGUAUGUGUGUGAGAGAUACUUCAGAAGGUACAAGUACUUAAUCACUGUAUAUCAAUAUUGUAGCCGCCCGUCGGGCGAUUGUAGGAUAAUGAGACCCAUCACGUUGAACGCAAUUGUUCUUUAUUCAGUCAAAACCUGCAGAGUACAAAAUUACAUAUGAGAUAAUUAAAUCACUCGUAAGUUUCCUGCAUUAUUAACAACUACAUAUGAUAUCCAUUAGUGUAGUGUUAAACCAUAUAACACUUACUGUACGUGUUAUUGGUCUAGGGCAGGACUUGUUAGCCCCCUGGACGGCUAGAGACCGUCUUCUGAACCACACUUUUUCUUUUUUCGUUUAUCCUCUUCAACAAAAGAUCGGCUCGUUAGCCGCUUG